AUGGUUCCUGUCUGCAAAGGCAAUCGCAAGAACGAUCUUAGAGCUUGUCCUGAUGUUGAUGGAACUUGUGGAACUUUUCAUAGUGUUCGUGCCAAUGGUGAAGUUGUUGAUGGCGUCGAUAUCCGUUGUCCAGCAGGAACAUCCGUUCAUGCACCUUUCUCUGGUGAAAUGUACUAUUGGCGUCCAUUUGGUGGAGUUUCCGAUAAGAAGUGCUCCGAUGAAGGAGUUCGAAUCGAAGGAACUGGUCAAUGGCAGGGUUACGCCGUCUACAUCUCAUCUAUCAGCUUAAACUUCUAUGGCGGAAACGUUGAAGCUGGUCAGGAGUUGGGAACAGUUAAAGACAGGUCAUGCUUCUUAGAUGAAGAUCAGAGAGGUUCCGAAUAUCACGUGCAGAUGAAGCUUUACAGAGAGGGAAAGCUUGUUGACCCAACCUACCACCUGCAGCAUUGCAUGUGCACAGGACAAAUCUGUGAAUCAAAUUCGAAAAAUCGUUUGUUGGGAGAGCCUUUCCGAUCUGAUAAGCGAUACAAUGGAGUUCAUGGCUGGGAUAUGGAAUGCUCUUUGAUCGAAGACCAGUAUGAAGGAAUUAGAGCUCCACUAAUCUAUUCACCCAUCACAGGAGAGAUCAUGGGAAGAACUCGUCUUCGUUAUUCAAACGAUGGAUAUAUAGGAUGUGAUAACGAUGCCAUGUUCAUUGUGGGUACAGAGGAUUGGAUCGGAUUUGAUGUGCACAUCUACAAUGUGCGAACACGCAGUGAUUUGGGAUUCGGUCGAAAGCGAAUUGUACAAGGAGAGCCAAUUGGAACUCGGUUAAACUGUGACAACAGUCCAGACAGCAUAUUCAUAGAAUUCCGUUAUCAAGGAAGGAUUGUUGAUAUGACGGAUAUAAUAACAGCCACCAAAUGUCAAUUGCCUUCUUUGCCAAAUUUUUAA
Messenger RNA from Auanema sp. JU1783, 933 nucleotides. The record is from the annotation of a GenBank genome assembly. Lineage: Eukaryota; Metazoa; Nematoda; Chromadorea; Rhabditida; Rhabditidae.